UUUGCUCUGAGUGUCCGUCAUUUCUGACUGAAGCUAACGGUUUUUUUUUCUUGUUUACAUAGCAUAUUUAUUUUAUAUUCAUUACAUUUUUAUGAGGAGGAUUAUUUCGUUCUAAACUUUUUGUUUUGUCUUUUUAACGUUUGUCCUGAAAGUUAGUGGCCUCAAAUAAUGAAGAUGGAGCUCACUAGUAAUAAAUUUAUGCAGCAGCGUUUUAAUCGGCAAAAGCAUGAAAUAGAAUCGUUCGUGGUACGAAUUUAUCAGCACAAUCUGAUUAAGGACGGAGGCAUCAUCAAACGGAAACUGCGCGAGAAGCUUUUCGAAGAGAUAAAAUUGCGCCGCAUCACUCGUGUCAAAAUGGACGAGUUGGGCUGGGUGCUGAUGAACCACGAUUUGAUAACACGUAAUGAGUCAAUCCAACAGCAUGCCAAUGGUAAUCGACCAAAUCAUUUUAAAUUCAACAUGGAGCGGUUGCGAAACCUACUGGAGCAGCACGAACAGAACAAUCACGCUGAGUUGACUGCCAAAAAGCAAAACAAGUUCCUGCGUAUGCAGGAUGCAAUUUUACAAAACGACAAAGUUUUGAAGGAAAUUAAGGAGAUGGUAGUGGCGAAUCAACCUCUAGCGGAAAUUCGUUAUGUGACUACGGUGGAACGUAUGCUGAAACACAAUUUGGACGCCUCUUUGCGCUGCUGCUUUGUAUGCCGAGAGUAUUUCCGCACUGCCGAUGAGUAUACUAGUCAUUUCGAAAAAUUGCACGGUGAGAAAUUUCUUAUUGUUGCGGCGGUGGAUCGAUUUCAGACUAGUCAAAAGUUUAACGUUCUACAUCACUACAAUGCCCUUAAUCCGGUGACAAUAUUCACGAUUUGCAACAUAUACCACACAGCCAUGCAUGUUGAUUGUGUUUAUCUGUACCACAUUACCAAUCAACUAAUGCCAAUCAAUCGAGAUGUCUGGCCCAUCACGAUUAACCCAGGAGACACAUAUAAAUUUUCUGUCACAACGGGAAUGUUUCUGGUUCCUCAGCAUGACUAUACUAUACUGAUACACUUCAACAGAAUCCUCGAGUAUGUCGAGCAGUAUCAUUUCCGGGUGCUGAAAGAACCUGUAGAACUGCGAAUGACGCACGACCCCAUAACUCUUGGAAAACUGAAUGAAUAUCCCCCUUCACAAGAAAUGGAGGCAGUGUUUAAGAACAACUUCAAUAUAGUGGAGGAAUAUUCACUAAAGGAGAGAAAGCUUUGCGAAGAAAUCCAAUCGUAUAUGAAAGCCGAGAUGCCAUAUCGAUUACACGUGGGAAAUUACAUUAGAAUUCUGCAAAUUAUGAACAACAUAGAGGAUUAUAGUGUGCAAUAUGAGCUGUCUCGGUACGAGAUGACUGAUGUCAAAUUUUCGUCUUGCGGAGCGAAACGAUUUUAUUGUUUGAUGCUCAGCCAGUUCAACACUGCACCACAAUCGCUCAUCGAAGGGGAUUAUAUUGAGCUAUCUCACAAACGACCGAAUGGGUCUCAAAAAUCUGUUAUCGGAGUAAUCGCACAGAUCUGUUCGGAAAAAAUGCUGUUUGAAACGGAGGAACCCAUAAAAAAUGAGGUGAAGUGGCGCCUGAAGUUUACCCCUAAUCGAACUUCUAUCAGGAUGGAAUAUCAUGCACUCGAAAUCGUGAAACGGCAGGCGCUGAGCACAUUCUUUUUUCCAUCAAAAUCGGUAGGAAGGUUUCUGUUCUACAGCAGGGAUAAGUUUCAGUGGUUUAAUAGUAACAUCGGAACAAAUGAGGAACAGCAGCUGGCUGUUGUCAACAUUGUGAAUGAAACGGCGCGACCUGCACCUUACAUUCUGUUUGGCCCUCCAGGUACAGGCAAAACGUCUACAUUGGUGGAAGCGAUAUCCCAGAUAUGGAAAUUGAGAACGAAGGCACACGUACUGGUGACUGCUUCGUCGAAUUUUGCAUGUAACGUGUUGGCAGAACGUUUGCUGCAAGUGCUUCCCAAGGGGGACAUUUUUCGUGUUUUCUCCAAAAACGCCGAGCGUUUAUUAGCUGAGAUGAGCUUCGAUCUAAUCGAGUGUUCCAACCUCAAUACGGGCGUUCAUCGUUUGCCAUCCGAAGAGGAAAUAUAUGACAAACGUGUUGUGAUUUGUACGUUAACGACGGCUGGGAGAUUAGUCCAGGCAUCGAUCAAACCAAAUCACUUCCACUACGUAUUCAUAGAUGAAUGUGGAAGUGCGACCGAAGCUUCCGCACUGGUGCCAAUUGCUGGGGUGAUCACGUCUCCGGGAAGAAUAAACGGUUCCAUAAUUCUUUCGGGUGACCCUAAUCAAUUGGGACCGAUUACACGAUCCAAAUUUGCCGCUGAUAUGGGCCUGGGUGUAUCGAUGCUAGAGCGCCUCAUGAGCCUUGAAGUUUACAAGAGAGAUGUAGGCACAGGUUGUUACAAUAACUGUAUGAUCACAAAACUUUUGUGCAAUUAUCGCUCGCAUGAAGCAAUACUACGAUUCUCGAACAAAAUGUUUUAUCAAAACGAAUUGAAGCCGUGCUGUGCCCCAAGCAGUUCGGAUUGGGUCCUAAAUUGGUCGGAGCUACCAAAUCCAAAGAUUCCCAUUAUUUUUGAGUCGACCAUGGGUAAAUUGGACCGCGAAAAGGAUUCAACGAGCUAUUUCAAUAGGAAGGAGAUCGAGCUCGUUGAUUUUUAUUUGAAGAAAAUCAUCUCUGCCGGAAUUAAUGAUCGUACGGUUGUGCAACAAGAUAUUGGUAUUAUCAGCCCGUACAAGAAACAAUGCAUCAAACUAAAGCAGAUGUGCCAACGUCAUGGUUGGAACGACAUAGAGAUUGGAUCGGUGGAAGCUUUUCAGGGGCGCGAGAAGCCUAUUAUGCUGCUCACAACGGUACGGUCCGGUACAAACGGUGUUGGGUUCUUGAACAACGUGAAGCGUUUGAACGUUGCCCUAACGCGUGCUCGUGCUUUGCUUAUAGUAAUUGGAAAUCCCGAGACACUGCAGCAAGACGUGAACUGGUACGAGUUUAUCCGUUACUGUUUCAACGAGAAAGCAAUACGAGGAGUAAACUUUGAGCUAGAUGAGGAGCGACAUUCGGUUCAGAAAACAAUGGUGGGAGAGGAGUAUUUACUGCAACUUAAGCAAGAGCUGUUCUCGAUUCUCAAGGGCAUAAGUGCAGUUGAAAAAAUGUGAAAGAACAAUAUUGUUGUUAUUAGUUGGCCUGUCAACUUGUGGUUUGUUUUGUUUGCGUCCCUUUGUAACUGUUUGUUUUCUUUAAUGACGGUUUUUAAUAAAAUAAAAUUCAUUGUUAUAUUUUGAUAGAA
Messenger RNA from Toxorhynchites rutilus septentrionalis, 3311 nucleotides. RefSeq names its product putative helicase MOV-10. The record is from RefSeq and is a predicted model, not a curated record. The coding region runs from base 169 to 3180 and encodes 1003 amino acids. Gene Ontology annotation, molecular function: RNA binding; 5'-3' RNA helicase activity. Lineage: Eukaryota; Metazoa; Arthropoda; Insecta; Diptera; Culicidae. The transcript has 6 exons.